Messenger RNA from Melospiza georgiana, 1916 nucleotides. RefSeq names its product ras-related and estrogen-regulated growth inhibitor-like. Gene Ontology annotation, molecular function: GTPase activity; GTP binding. The transcript has 4 exons. Lineage: Eukaryota; Metazoa; Chordata; Aves; Passeriformes; Passerellidae. Bases 46 to 759 code for a protein of 237 amino acids. The record is from RefSeq and is a predicted model, not a curated record.
AGCGGGGAGCGGCGGAUCCCGGGGCAGCCCCGGCCCGGCUCCGGGAUGAGCUUCCCGCGGCCCCUGCGCCGCUCCGUGAGCCUCAGCCCGGCCCGCACCCUGCGCCUCGUCGUGCUGGGACAGAGCGCCGUGGGCAAGACAGCGCUGACCGUACGAUUCAUCACCAGGAGAUUCAUUGGAGACUAUGACCCAACCCUAGAAAUGAUCUACAGGCACGUGGCUGUCAUUGAUGGGGAGAUGGUGCACUUCGAGAUCCUCGACACAGCUGGACAGGAGGAGGACUCGCUGCAGAUCGAGGAGAAGAUCAAGUGGGGCGAUGGCUUUGCCGUGGUGUACUCGGUGACCGACCGCUGCAGCUUCGACGAGGUGAUGCGGCUCUGCUUCCUCAUCAACCACCUGCACGCCAGCCCCAAGCGCAGCGGCGGCGCCGAGCAGCCCCCCGUGGUCAUCGUGGGCAACAAGAAGGACCUGCAGUUCGACAGGAUGGUGUCCACCGAGGACGGGGAGAACCUCUCCAAAGCCCUCAAGAUUCCCUUCUACGAGAUCUCCACGCGGGACAGCUACGAGGAGCCGGUGGCGGUGUUCAGCAGCCUCUACCAGGAGCUGCUCAGGCAGGGCCACUUCUCCCCAGGCUCCUUCAAGAGGAGGACAGUGUCCAAGCUCAUGGAGAAGAUCCCCAAAAUGCAGGCCAGCUCCAGCCUGAACUCGGCGGGCAGGAGCCUCAGCUUUAACUCCUUCAGGGACUACAUUCCCGAGUGAGCGCCGGCUCAGCCCGGGAUGGGGGCGGCUGCUGGGGCUGUGCCGGCUCUGCAGGGCAAGGGCAGGACUGCAGAGGGUGGCACCGGGCUACAAAAGCCUCUGGGUUCUUCUAACAGGGGGCUUUGUGCCAGCAGGGAAGGUGUUCCUCAUCCAUCUGAUCCCUUUGUUCCCUCCUCCCCCUCUGGCAUGGCUGGGGUGACUCGGUCGUGUUGGGACAGCCCUUGGAGGGAGGCUCAGCCGUGUUUUGGUGGGGCUCAGACCCAGCACAGGCACAUCUUGGGGGGCUUUCCCCCUCCCCUGAGCUGACUGGGGGUAUCUGCACCCCAAAUCCAGCACCCACCAUGCUGGGUGACCCCGAGGGCCGUGCUGGCUCCCAGGCUGGCAGCAGCCAUUCCCUGGGGAUGGAGCCUGCAUCCUCAGCGUGGCUGGUGAGUAAAACCCCUGGAUCCUCCAACCCUUCCAGCCCAUCCAGGCUGUGCUCAGCAGCAUGGACACAAUGGAGCCAAUUCCAGAAGCUGCUUGCAGGUCCCCCUCUGUCUGCUCAUCAGCUGCCCUGUUCCCAGAGGGAAAACCACCACCCUGUUUUGCACAGGGAUGGGGCAGGAAAGGUGUGGGAAGGAGCCGGGCUCGUGGCUCAUGUUCGUCCCCUCCCUCUGGGUGUUGGGGCUCUGUGGCUGCUCGGGGUGGCUGUGCUGGGUGCCUGUGGUGUGACUCCCCUGUCCCCUCUCUUGUGACCCACCCCGUUGUCUGCUGCCGUGUCCUGUGACAAUAAAAACCGAGUUCCCAACCGCCUGUGGCACUCCUAGGAUAGGUUAUUUCAGGGAGCUUAAGGAAAGGAGUGCAUGGUUGUAGAAUCACCCUUAAAUUAGGGCUGGGCAUCCCUGUUAUCCUUCCCCUGAGCCUGCACCCUCCUGGCUCCCUCCACCCCUACAAGGAUUCCCUGUAGGAUCACAGCCUGGGAAGCCACUUACCCCAGCUCCCCAGCCUGCUCCAGAACCCACCCAGGCACCCUUUACCCUCCUACAGCUCCCAGAGGUGUUUCCUGCUGCUGCCUGUGUCUAUCCAAGGGGUGUCAAGGAUUCAUUCUAUUCCAUUUCCUCAUACACCCACAUUCUCCUGUUGGGGCAAAAAUGAGCCCCAUCAAAGAGCUGGACUGG